CUUCAAGCAUUUAACUUUUAUUAUUUUACUAUUUACUUCCUACCUUUUUAACAACUCAAAAUUAAAAACCUUUUUCAUUACGUAAUCAAUUUGUCACAAUAUUUCAUCUUGAAAAUUUCAUUUGGAAGCAAUUUCCGCAACAAAACUCCGCAAUCAUGAAGGCCACAAAGAAUGAUGGAUUUGAAAAUGCAAAGAAUAAAUGUCUUCGUGUUAUAUUAGAUUCAGCUAAGAAGCGUCUCAAUGGCUUAAUUAAUGACUGGAUCACAUUAUAUGGCUUUGAUAGAAUGUGGGUACUGGAGAGACAAUUAGAAGCUACACAUGAACAUUUCUUUAAUGAAGUUAUAACAGAAAAUAGUCAAAUAAUGGACAAAAUGAAGAAUAUGAACAAAGAAUUGCUAGAAAAGAAACAGGAUGGUGAAAGAAAGCUUAACGAAGGCAUCAAAAAUCUACCAAACGAAAAUUUGUCCUUGUAUGACUUUCACAAAAAAUUAAAAAUCAUCGUUGAUGAGAAUGAAAUGAAAAUAAAAGUUCGUCAAGAAGAAUUUGAACGUAUUUUAAAGGAAGAAAGCUUAGUAUGUGAUGAAUUGGACAUUUCAACGACACUUAAACAAUUUGCUGAAGAACUUCCAUCCGAAUCACAGCUCAAGGGACAUAAAGAGUACAUAACUACACUUGAAGAUAUGAAAUAUAACCAUUUGGAGCUUGUCUGCGAAUAUCAACAAAAUAUCGAUGACUUAAUAUUGAAAUUGGGACUCGAUGCAGAAGCUUAUUUAAAAUUUCUGAAAAAUGACAUCAAACCUUCUGAGAAGAAUAUUAACAGUCUUAAAAGCAUCAAUUUUGGUCUGGAACAGAAAUACUCGACAAUGACUUCGAAAUGCAAAACAUUGAAAAAGAAAUUAAGAGAAAUUUGGAGAUACUUAGAAAUUUCUGACAGUCCGCACGAAAAGCUUUUUCAUAUUCCGCCUGAAGUUUGCUUCCAAUUCUCGUCCCUUGUCAUCACAUCACGUUUCGUAGAUAGCGCAAUGAAAAGCUUUACAAUGUCAUUGCUCAACAAUGUGUAA
This is a messenger RNA of Clunio marinus, 1061 nucleotides long. NCBI's taxonomy places the organism in Eukaryota, Metazoa, Arthropoda, Insecta, Diptera, Chironomidae. The record is from the annotation of a GenBank genome assembly.